This is a messenger RNA of Pimephales promelas (fathead minnow), 2340 nucleotides long. The record is from RefSeq and is a predicted model, not a curated record. NCBI's taxonomy places the organism in Eukaryota, Metazoa, Chordata, Actinopteri, Cypriniformes, Leuciscidae.
ACUACAUGGACUUUACAUUUCAUCAGCCAGACACCAUAGAAUCGAUUCAGACUUUUUCAAGCCAAACUUUUAUUCAGCAUUUAAUGACUCAUCUCCAGACUCAAAGAGCAAAGGAGAUUCCCCUGUCAGAGAUCUUGCAGGUGGAGGUUGCGCGUGACUUCAGUAGUUUAGCCCUGGGAGGCAAUCCACACUGCUUUGAGGUCAUCACAGCCACCAUGGUGUACUAUGUUGGGGAGAACACCGGCGGCCCCCACCUCCACAUACACAACCCCGCGCUGGCGGCCGGAGGCGUGGGGCUGGAGGUGGCCCAGGGCUGGGAGAGGGCCAUCCGCCAGGCCCUGAUGCCCGUUCCAGUAACACCACAGCCCAGCGUGGGCGCCGCUGCGGGACAGAAUAAAGAUCACAAGGAACUGUCCAUCAGCAUUUCUGUAUCUAACAGUCAAAUCCAGGAAAAUGUGGACAUCAGCUCAAUCUAUCAGAUAUUUGCUGAUGAAGUGUUGGGCUCGGGACAGUUUGGCAUCGUUUAUGGAGGGAAACAUAGAAAAACAGGCAGAGAUGUGGCCAUCAAAGUAAUAGACAAAAUGAGAUUUCCCACCAAACAGGAGAGUCAGCUGAGGAACGAGGUUGCCAUCUUACAGAAUUUGCACCAUCCUGGCAUUGUAAACCUAGAGCGGAUGUUUGAGACUCCAGAACGAGUGUUUGUUGUCAUGGAGAAACUCCAUGGAGACAUGCUGGAGAUGAUCCUGUCCAGCGAGAAGAGCAAACUUCCAGAGCGCAACACCAAGUUUCUGGUCACACAGAUCCUUGUGGCUUUGCGACAUCUCCAUUUCAAGAACAUUGUUCACUGUGACCUGAAGCCAGAAAAUGUGCUGUUGGCGUCUGCGGAGCCGUUUCCUCAGGUAAAACUGUGCGACUUUGGGUUUGCUCGGAUCAUCGGGGAGAAGUCUUUCCGGCGCUCGGUGGUGGGAACGCCAGCGUACUUGGCCCCGGAGGUGCUGCGCAGCAAAGGCUACAACCGUUCCCUAGAUAUGUGGUCAGUGGGAGUCAUUAUCUACGUCAGUUUGAGUGGCACCUUCCCCUUUAAUGAGGACGAGGAUAUUAAUGACCAAAUCCAGAAUGCAGCGUUCAUGUACCCGUCGACACCCUGGAAAGAGAUCUCUGCCGACGCUACAGAUCUGAUCAACAAUCUUCUCCAAGUGAAGAUGAGGAAGCGUUACAGUGUGGAUAAGACUCUCAGUCAUCCAUGGCUACAGGACUACCAGACGUGGCUUGAUCUGCGAGAGUUUGAGACGCGCAGAGGGGAACGCUACAUCACCCACGAGAGCGAUGACGCCCGCUGGGAAAAGUACGCUUUCGAGCACAGUCUGAUGUACCCUAAGCACUUCAUCAUGGCUCCAAACCUGGACGAUAUGGACGAGGACCCCUAGUGGCCACGUGAGCUGAACUGAGAACGGGGUCGUUUGAAGACCGCAACCUGUUAAUGGUGUGUCGCUGUGGAGACUGAAACACAUCGGCAAUCUGAAGCGGACGAUGAGGAAACGGCGAGGUUGAGCGCUCGCGAGAUGUCCGCGAGAGUCGUGGAAACUGUGGAUUCAGAGCGUGGAAGUGCGUUCAGAUGUCCUAAAGUGCUUGUUUCUUAUCGAGGUGUGUGUUCACUAUGUCAGAAACUCACGUUACAAUCACACACAGGAUAGUAACAGAGAGAGCGAUGUGGACGUUCACAGCCUUUCGUUUUGAACGCAUCAAACUGGAACAUGCUUUUUUUUUAUUCGUGGUCUAUUAUUUUCUAAUUCAUUUUACAACAUAGGUUUUACAGCAGAUUGAAUGAUUUCAAAAGGGUCAUUUUUUUUUUUGCACUAAACUAUGCAACUAAAUGAAUCAUGUGAGCACAGCAUUCUUCAAGAGCCCAGAAGAUCGACGGAUAAAAGGAGGACUCCACUUAAGCUACAGUAUGUUUAAACUCUGAAAACAUGUCUGAAUCGAAUCUGUCAGAUGGAAUGGGAGAUGUUAUCUUCCCGGGACCAAAGACGUUUGUGUCUGUCGUGACUCUUGUUCUUACAUCGGUUUAGAGCUGUUGUCCUCAGCAGCUUUCUUUACAGAGCCAUUGUUUUUAUUUAUUCCUCAUACCGCAGUCUUAAAGUCUAAUAACAGCUGAGCAGUGCUGAAAGAUGUGUUGGUCAAACGCCUACUGUGAGAAAGCUGGAUGACCGAUCAGCAAAGCUCUUUUUAAUACAGAAAGAAUUACAUAUUGAAAAUAACUGCUAACAACUUUUAUCAGAGAAAGAAGAUGAACAGUGUUAUCUUUUUUUCUAAUCUUUUUUUUUUUGUGUGUGUGUGUGG